Messenger RNA from Anopheles maculipalpis, 2040 nucleotides. RefSeq names its product NGFI-A-binding protein homolog (gene nab). Gene Ontology annotation, biological process: negative regulation of DNA-templated transcription. Lineage: Eukaryota; Metazoa; Arthropoda; Insecta; Diptera; Culicidae. The record is from RefSeq and is a predicted model, not a curated record. Bases 55 to 2028 code for a protein of 657 amino acids. Gene Ontology annotation, molecular function: transcription factor binding; transcription coregulator activity. The transcript is spliced from 7 exons. Gene Ontology annotation, cellular component: nucleus.
CCAACCGCUUCCGUGUCUGCCCUUAUCGUUUGGGCCCUUACGACGCUUUCGGUAAUGGAACUCAAGCCCCGACCCGGUUCACCAGCAACGGUUACCAGUGGUGUCAUAGUGCAGAGUUCGCUAACGGCCGGCUCACUCCCGGACGUCGCAACUGAAAGCGCGGGCAACAGUAGUUUAAUAGCCGGUGCCGGCAGUAGUACAUCGCCCUUAGCUAGUACCGUAGGUCCGGUGGGAACACCGUCCGAUCGCUCCAAGGCGGAACCGUACGGUCCCUCGUCCAAUUCGUGCACGGGUACGGUGGCGAAAGUUGCAACCCAAACGUCGUCCGUCCACGGCAAGCGAUCACCGUCCAUCCAAGCAACACCCGUCAAGGGUUCGAACGUGUCUGGUGGAAGCACGGCGACCGGAUCCACGUCCUGCAUACCGAGCCCCAUCUUAAGCCCACCGGGUAAAAUCUUCGGACGCAACAACAACGGAAUCAUGGUUGUCACAUCGACCCCAUCGAACGAAGCCGAACUUCAGCUGUAUCGAGUGCUUCAGCGAGCAAGUUUGCUGAAUUAUUAUGAUACCUUGCUAGAAAUGGGAGGUGACGACGUUCAACAGUUGUGUGAUGCAGGCGAGGAAGAAUUUCUGGAAAUAAUGGCCCUGGUUGGGAUGGCUUCCAAGCCGCUGCACGUUCGGCGUCUCCAGAAGGCUCUCCACGAAUGGAUGACCAAUCCGUCCGCCUUUCAAAGUCCGCUCACGAACGUGGACAUCCCAUCGCGGAUCCCGUACAGUCCCGAGCCGGGCUCGAUAGCGCGAAGCGUUACGACGGCCAGCACUGGACCGUACGGUGGUCCAUCGACUGUUGCCGGAAGCUUUUCCAACCUUACGGCCAAUGCCUCCUCCAGUACAAACCUUCUACUUACUCCACCCACCCCCGUACCGAUAGCUCCCGCUUCCUCUUCCUCGACACCAGUGGCCGCUGCAGCCGUCGCAGCCGCUUCCGGUGCGUCCUCCACUCUAGCCCAUCUAGGUACGGGCGUAAGUUCGCUCGGCCAUCAUCAUCAUCUAAUGCAUCACCACCAUCACCAUCAUCCGCUGAGUAGCAGCAACCUUAGCAGCACGAUCGGCAACCAGAUCGGAUCGACCACCAGUGGGUCGGUACAGCUGACACCAUCGCUUACCGAAGAUCAGGUGGCGAAAAUUGUGCAGGCAGCCGAACGUCUGUCUCGCACACUACCACGGCUCGAACCUCGGCAGCAAAGCAUAAAGAAACGUUCAGCACGCGACCUGGAAGCGGUAAUCGCGAUGAGCGAAAGUGAUCCCAGGCGGAUGGAAGAGAUCCGGAAGUACUCGGCCAUCUACGGAAGGUUUGAUUGUAAGCGCCGGCCGGAAAAACCACUCACACUGCACGAGGUGUGCGUCAAUGAGGCAGCAGCCCAAAUCUGCAAGUACAUCCCCGCCCUGCUGACAAGGCGUGACGAGCUGUUCCCACUAGCCCGGCAGGUGGUUCGUGACUGUGGGUUCGGCCAUUCCGCUAGUAUACGAUUGACAGGUUUGAGUCAAACUCAACAGAAUCGUGGAGAUGAGCUGGAUACGGUGCAACAGCUGAAGCGAGCACGCCUCUCAAGCGACACCAGCUCCGAUAUGGGCAAGGAAAACUCCGAUGACAAUCGCGACAUUUCGAGCGGCUCCAUUUACCAGCAGAUCAGUGACAAACCCUUCGAUUUAACUGAUUCAAGUAAAUUUUCAUACACUAGAUCCGAAUUUGAUGACACAGAUUCUCGAUUUAGUUUUAGCAAUUCAAGUUCGUCACCAGUUCAAACUGGAAAUGGAGCCGACCGAGAUUUGAGCGAUCCUGACUUCGGUGACCCACGCUCACACACACCCCGUGCCCUGGAUCCCAUCGGUGGUCCGUUGGGCGUACAAGUCAUCUCCUCCUCCGGUGGUCACAUCAUCGCAGUGGCCAAUCCUGCCCUAGCACUCAGCCCAGCGCUCAGCGAAGCGAUCUCCAUCAAGCGGGAAACCAUCUCGCCGGAUCUCUGAACCACGACGAUC